Mesorhabditis spiculigera is the source of this 1620-nucleotide messenger RNA. NCBI's taxonomy places the organism in Eukaryota, Metazoa, Nematoda, Chromadorea, Rhabditida, Rhabditidae. The record is from the annotation of a GenBank genome assembly.
AUGAGCUCCGAGUGGUCCCAGUGGUCCCCAUGGUCGUUCUGUUCCGCUAAUGUGCGCGUCCGUGUCCGUGCCUGCAGCACGGUCCGCGGAUUCAAAUGCAUCGGCCAUAAUAAGGAAUUCGAAUCGUGCGACACAAAUGCACCGACAGAAGCGCCGAAAGCGCCCGAUUACGAGGGCUUCGACGACCCUUACUCGGAGGACCGAAAAAUCGCCAUGUCGCAGCUGGCCAACGACCACGAGAAGCAGCCCAAGAUUAAGGCGCAGUAUCAGAAAGUCAUCAAAACCCGACCCGCAAUUCCCACGCCGAAGAAGAACAUUCUUCUGGAAAACGGGGCCACCCGGGUGCCAUUCGUGGACAUGACGGCUGAUGUGGAGCCGGCACUUGGCGAGCCGCAGCCCACGCUCACCGAGCAAGAGGAGACCGAGUUGCUGCGGCGGAAUCAGGCCACCCACAUCCCGGUCAUGAGCCGCGGCGAUUUGCAAGAGCUGGACGAGAGGAUAGCUUCUUUGGAUGAUCGUGACGACGAAAUCCCGCAACUACGCCACAAUUCCAACGCCGCUGCGGCAUUCGUGCGAACGAAAACCAUCCGUUCCGCUCCAAAGACGGUCUUCAACUUUGUGCCGCCGGUUGGGAACGACGCUGGCGGUGCGAAACAACGCGGCGUCGUUUCGGUGAUGCUGACGCGGCGGGAGCCCGGGAAAACGGAAACCGAGGAUGAAACACCAGUUUUAUCUGACGCCGGUGCCCGCUCCAUCAACCACACGAUGCACAAAAUCGGUGGACUGUUGCAGCAGAUGGAAUAUGACGCUAAGAAAAUGCAGCGCCAGGACUCGUGGGAGAGCCCCGACCUGGAGAAUAUGAGCCCGCACGAGAGGCGCAUUUACAUGGAAACCCGGACGUUGGAGGAGAAGCUGAAGCUGGUCCAGAAACAGAUGCACAAGCCUACCGACGAUGAGGCGCUGCAGAAGGGCGUCGAUAGUGGGCCAUUCGUGGAGGGAGACACGGCUCGCGCCCUCUCGUGGAUGAUCGCGAAUAUGACGCGGGAAUUGAGCGGACACGAGCUGCCGAUUGUCGACAUUAUUCCGUUGGAGGUGGUAAAAGACGAUAAGAAGGAUAAGCCACCGACGGCCGUGCGUAAGCCCGACUCGAAAAAGAUCGUGUCCGAUACCGUAAACGUCGAGUUCGUCUCGCCGCAGCGAAUCGACGCCCAGAUUUUCAACAACCCGCCAAACAGUCGCGUUGAAAAAGCCUUCGGCAGCAGAACAUCACUCUCCGAUGCCCCGCUCGACCUGAAAGAAAUGGAGCACGCCGCCGAGAAACUCGACAGCCUCAUAGGGGACGACACAAAACACGUCAACCGCUGGGCCCCGCCCACCGAAUCGAACGAUGAGCAGCAGGGUGUUAUAAUCAAAUGGAAGUGGAGCCGAUGGUCCGAUUGGUCGCGGUGCGAUUGCGGAAUGCAGAAGCGGAAACGCGUUUGUAUCCCGAAGCGAAGCCGGCGGCCGUCGGAUAUCUUUGAGGCAAAUGGCGAAAUGCGGAGUGAUGCGCACCGCCCAUCGUCCUGUGAUGACGAAAUAAAACAGCACCAGGAGCGCCUUUGCCAAGACUUAACUUGUCAA